CUGCUGCAAAGAGUGGCUGGCUGCUAGGGGCUGCUCAGUCUUCCUGCGGGGGAAGGACAGAGACUGACAUGGCGCAGGUGAAGCGUCUGGCUGGCCUCAUCCUGGCCAUCACUCUUCUUCAAGGUACUAUGGCCCAGUUGAAACAAGAAAAACGUUUGAUAAGUGUGGAUGACAAUCGAGAAGAUGGUUCAGUACUUCUGAUUUGUGACUCAAAAGAUGCAAAAAUCAAAUGGUGGAAAGAUGGGGAGGAAAUGACAAAUAUAAGUGGAAAGACAUGGAAUCUGGGAUAUAGUAUGAAGGAUCCUCGAGGGAUAUACACAUGUGGAGAAUCAAAGCAAAACCAAACUCUCCAAGUGUAUUAUAGAAUGUGUCAGAACUGCCUUGAGCUGAGUGCAGCCACUGUGUCGGGCUUUGUUUUUGCUGAAAUCAUUAGCAUUUUCUUCCUUGCUGUUGGGGUCUACUUCAUUGCUGGACAGGAUGGAGUUCGCCAAUCAAGAGCUUCAGACAAGCAGACUCUGUUGUCCGACGACCAGCUCUACCAGCCUCUCAAGGAUCGGGAAGAUGACCAUUACAGCCACCUUCAAGGAAACCAACUGAGGAAGCAUUGAGCUCAAGACUCAGAGUAGGUGUUCUCCCUUCUAUCCUGUUCUCAGAAACAGAGCAAUACGUUUUGGAGUGCUCCUAGCAGAGAAACUUUCAGCCCUAAAUCUAGACUCAAGGUUCCCAGAGGUGACAAAUGGAGAAGAAAGGCCAUCAGAGCAAAUUUAGGCUUUUCUCAAAAUAAAAGUAAUGUGAAAACAUGUAUGGUGUUUCAGGAGCGCCACCUAUUGGGAGGUAAUAUUUUUGUAAAAGAAAAAUGAAAAGGUCAAAUAACCCCUCUGUUUGAAUAUAAUUUUUUCUUUUAAUUUUUAUUUAGUUUUUGUAUAGGUCAUAAUUCACAUAGUUCAAAUAUGCAGUGAAAGUUCUCCCUACACCUCCAUCACCCAGUUGCCCUCUCCAGGGGCAAAAAAUAUACUAGUUUCUUAAAUAUCCUUAUAAGAUAAUAAGGUAUUAUAUAUCAGAGGUAUUCUAGGCACACAUAAGCAAAUUCUCAAGAACACAUUGUUUUCUCUUCCCCUAUUUUUCACACAAAUGGUAUCAUACUAUACAUCUUUUACCUAAUAAAACCUGAAGAUUAUUUCAUACCAGUAUAUAAAGGGACUCAUUUUUUCUUUUUUUAAUGCAGCCACAUUGUACAGAUACACUGUAAUCUAUUUAAUAGUCCUCUAUUGAUGGACAUUUAAGUUGGUUCCAAUCUUUUGCUCUUACAAUGCUUCAAUGACUCACAUUGUAUGUAUAAAUGUCAUUUUUUAAAAGAUUUGAAGUAUAAUUUACAUGCUAUAAAAUUCACUCAUUUUAAGUAAUUUCACCUGUUCUCAGUAAUACUUAGCAAAUUUACCUAGUUGUACUACUAUCACCAUAAUCCAGUUUUAGAACAUUUCCAUCACUGUCUUAAGAUCCCUUGAACUGUUUGCAGUUACUCCCUGUUCCCACCCUGCACCCCAGGCAACCACUAAUCUCAUUUCUGCCUCUUUAGAUUUGUCUUUUCUGGACAUUUUAUACAAUGGAAUCAUACAAUAUCUGCUGUGGACAUUCUCAUGCAAAUCUUUGUGUGGACAUAUGUUUUUCACUCCUUGGGGUUGAUACCUAGGAGUGAAGAAUUGCUGGGUUGUAUGGUAAAUUUAUGUUUAACUUUUUAAGAAACUGCCAAACUUUUCCAAACUGGCUGUUCCAUUUUACAUUCCCAUUAGCAGUAGAUGAAGUUUCCGGUUUCUCCACAUCCUUACCAAUAUUUGCUACUAUCUUUUUUAGUAUAGCCAUUCUAGUGUAUAUAAAAUAGUAUCCUAUUGUGGCUUUAAUUUGUAUAUCCCUAAUUACUAAUGAUGAACAUCUCAUGUGCUUAUUAGCCAUUCUUAUAUCUUUAGUGAAAUGUCUAUUCAAAUCUUUUUUUUUUAAUUGUGUUGUUUGUCUUCUUACUAUUGACUUGUAAGAGUUCUUAUAUAUUUUGAAUACAAGUCCUUUACCAAAUAUAUGAUUUGCA
Diceros bicornis minor is the source of this 2080-nucleotide messenger RNA. Its product is annotated as T-cell surface glycoprotein CD3 gamma chain. Lineage: Eukaryota; Metazoa; Chordata; Mammalia; Perissodactyla; Rhinocerotidae. The record is from RefSeq and is a predicted model, not a curated record. Gene Ontology annotation, biological process: positive thymic T cell selection; cell surface receptor signaling pathway. Gene Ontology annotation, cellular component: external side of plasma membrane; membrane; alpha-beta T cell receptor complex. The transcript is spliced from 7 exons. Gene Ontology annotation, molecular function: transmembrane signaling receptor activity. The coding region runs from base 69 to 608 and encodes 179 amino acids.